This is a messenger RNA of Daldinia caldariorum, 516 nucleotides long. RefSeq lists its product as uncharacterized. The record is from RefSeq and is a predicted model, not a curated record. The coding region runs from base 1 to 516 and encodes 171 amino acids. NCBI's taxonomy places the organism in Eukaryota, Fungi, Ascomycota, Sordariomycetes, Xylariales, Hypoxylaceae. The transcript is spliced from 3 exons.
AUGUCUAAAGCUAUCCGUGCAUUGGGGGAUGUUUUAAUCCGAGAAGUGCUUGAGAUCGCGAAACAGAAUGUCAAUAUAGAGAUGGGUAGACCAUAUGUCAUCAGACUGUGUCAAGACGUAUAUUGCGGACGCGAAGCUAUUCAAGGAGAGUCGUAUUGUCAGACACACAUCAGAAAACCUUGGAAGGUAGUGAGAAAUGAAGAUUUCCCCCGAGAGAAGAAGAAAAAGAAGAAGAAGAAGAAGAAAUGUGGUACUUGUGGAGACGUCAUGUCACCUCGAUGGAGGUACAAAGAUUGCCAGGAAUGUUGCGAUAGACUCAAAUUAAAACGGAAGCGCGAGUCGGCAGAUAUAGGGUCACGUUCUCCAACGCCUGGUAUUGGCCAAGCAGGAUACGAUGCUGAAGAUGAAGUGCCUCCAGUUCCAGCUAAUGGUAGACAGAAAGCCAAGGAGAGUUGGAAAGAUGUUAAAAUGAGGACUCGCCUUUAUCAAGAUCCUGUCCCCGAGGCUUAUCCUUAG